Molecule: messenger RNA, 588 nt
Organism: Sphenostylis stenocarpa
Lineage: Eukaryota; Viridiplantae; Streptophyta; Magnoliopsida; Fabales; Fabaceae
Source: the annotation of a GenBank genome assembly
AUGAGGAUCUGUACAGUUCAGCCUAUCCCUUUCUCGAAGCUUCCUAACGCUUCCCCUUCUCUCCAUAAGCUCUCUCCUUCUCACAGACUAUUCCGUCUCACUCCCACAGCCUCACUUUUAUCUCGAUCGAUUUGCUUGAGAAAUUUGUUGCCUAGGGCUACACCCUCUGACGAAAGAUCCAGUGGGGCAAGCCAAUUUUUCAAUGAGAAACGCGAUGGUGUAAUAGCCCUAGAGGAUGUUAAAGCAGAAGAUAAGAAUGAGUUUGAAAAAACGGAAGACACAAAGGAGUUACCUGAUGAAGGACAGGGUUUGUCUUUUGAUUUGCUGGAUAAGCUCAAUUUUGACUCAAAUGACGCCGUUUCCCUUGCCUUGUAUGGAGGUGGCGUCUCGGCGGCUCUGUGGCUAACAUCAGCCGUUAUUGGUGCAAUUGAUUCUAUCCCAUUGUUUCCCAAGUUGCUGGAAGUCAUAGGGCUCGCAUAUGCAGUAUGGUUUACUUCCCGUUUUCUGCUUUUCAAGCAAAAUAGAGAUGAGCUGUCUUCUAAAAUAGAUGAGCUCAAGGAGCAAAUUUUUGGUUCAGACGAUAAUUGA